AAAGUUCGUCGGGCUCGAUCCGGCCCAUCACUUUAAACUCUGCCAGCUGUUAGCAGCGGCCAGUCCGCGCAGAACGGCUCACUGAGCUCUCAGGAUCAAGGGUUCCGUAACCGCUGUUAUAUUUCCUCUUCGACAGGCUCUUGCUGAUUUUCGGUUGUGGUCGGGAACAUGUAAUCAACAUUAUUUCUGCUGAUUUUUGUGAACUUUUGCGACAUCCCGAACCCUUUACUAACAGCUGGUGAAUCUGUCAAAAGGGCAUCGACAAUCCUGCACCAUACAGGAUACUCCACCCAUCUCCUCCUUCGCCGGCUCCCUUACCCUGGGAUCGCUGCAUUAAAUGCAACUGCCCCAAAGGAACAGCCAAUCAUCAGUCACCCAUUGAUCAGUUGAACUCCACGAAUUUACUCGGGACCAUGUCCAGGUGUGUUCUGGUCAACUAGACUUCUAAGAUUCUAAGAAGGACAAGGUUGAAACUGUGUCUUACAAUCUUAUUCUCUACAACCACCUGAUGAAGGAGCAGCGCUCUGAAAACUGGUGCUUCCAAAUAAACCUGUUGGGCUAUAACCUGGUGUGUGAUUUUUGACAAGGUUGAAGAAGUAAACAUCGGUUACAAGACUACGCAAAAUGGAUGGAGGGCACACAGCAGUUGACAUUAUACUGAGCCCCAGGUUCAGCGAAUACUAUAGCAAUGAGACGGUUGCCUUGCACUAUAAUUACACUGGGAAACUGACUUCGAGCCGAUACCACACAGGGUUGAGAGUCCAUGCGAUCAUGUUUAUAAUAGUUUGUCUUUUUAUAAUAUUGGAGAAUUUGCUCGUUCUCAUUGCCAUCUGGAAGAAUAGCAAGUUCCACAAGCCUAUGUACUACUUGCUGGCCAACCUGACUCUAUCUGAUAUGUUGGCAGGAGUUGCUUACAUGGUCAACAUCUUGCUGUCUGGUGCCAACACACUGAAGUUGACCCCAGUCUUGUGGUUUUUGAGAGAGGGGGGCGUUUUUAUCACGCUCACAGCUUCAGUUUUCAGUCUCCUGGCCAUUGCGGUGGAGAGGCAUGUCACCAUGGUGAGAAUGCAACUAUACCAUACAGAUAAGAAGUGCCGGACGCGUCUCUUUGUGGCUGCAGACUGGAUUAUCUCGGUGUUCCUUGGAAGUCUGCCAAUCAUGGGAUGGAAUUGUAUUAGGAACUUGUCAGAAUGCUCCACAGUACUGCCACUGUACUCCAAAAACUAUAUUCUGGUUUGCAUCCUGAUCUUUAUAUUAAUCUUGUUUGCAAUCGUUAUAUUGUACGUUCGGAUUUAUCGUUUAGUGAAAUGCAACAGCCCUAUGGGAGGCACAUCGAGAAACAUGGUAUCCAGAAGUCAAAAAUAUUUGGCGUUACUCAAAACUGUUACCAUUGUGGUGGGCACCUUCAUCGCCUGCUGGCUGCCACUCUUCAUCGUGCUACUUCUGGAUGUUUCAUACACAGUGGGGACUUGCAGGAUUCUUUAUAAGGCUGAUUAUUUCCUCGGGCUGGCCAUGAUUAAUUCAGCACUGAAUCCAAUCAUUUACACUCUGACCAGUAGAGACAUGCGCCGGGCCAUUGUGCGCCUGUUGUGCCUGACCAAAGAUGGAGAACAGGCUAGGUGCUGCGGAAUCCUGGUCUCUGAGUGCAGCACCAGUCAGAUGGACAGGUCAUCUCACAGGCAUGAGCCCCUCCAUACAACUCUGUCCUCUGGCAAUGGACCUCAAUCACCUACUCGAACCUCAGUCGCGUGACUUGGAUGGUCGCAGUGUCCAGGUUAACACUGAUCUCAAACAGGUAGCACCUGUUCGCAGGGGAAACUGCACUCACUUUCUGCGUCUUGCGUUUUAGGGGUGACCGGAACUAAAUCACCUGUCUGGUGCCCAAUUAAGAGAGUGCUGAUGUGUGGCAGGAACAGGAAAAAAAGGACAAUUGUGGGCAGCCUGACACCAUAAACUGGCUUCCAGUUGCCAUUGAAAAACUUUCGCAGGUUUUAACACAGCUUAGAAUUUCUAAGAGUUGAUGUAACAUAUUUCCAAAAUUGCACUCAUGCAGUUUGCUUGGUUUUAAAUUUUAAGUAGCUUUAAAAGAGCAACGUGAGGCUGUUUAAAAGCUUUUAAUAUCAGCAGCAAAUAACUCCGCCUACACCUGCGAUAAUUCGGCCUGGCAACUGACUCCAUGAAAUAGAAGGAACCAAUUAGGUACACACAUUCAAGAAAAAUCCAAUUUUAAAAACAUAAAAGGAAGUUCAUGUGACUCCACCCUCGUGUUGCAAGAUACGAAGUUCUGUAAUGAGUAUGGUAAAUGCUGAACAUUGAGAAUUAGUGCUGGAAGCAUAACUUUGUUUUCCAAUGUAACCAUCUUUGUUGGAAUCCAGUUAGGUCUGCUAAAACAGCACUUUGUCAUUCUGAAAUAUAAUCUCCUCCCGAUGGCAGUUGGAGCCCCACAGUAAACGCACCAUGGGAAUUCAGCUCGACUCCAGAAUACAGUCUUUGAAGACUGUAACCGAAAGAGGCCUAAACUGAUUGAAAUUUAAGGCAACAGCAAGUAUUAAACAUUUCUGGUAACUGCAGAAAAAAGUUGCAUUUAACUAACUGGGAAAUAAUAUGCAUUGAAUGUAUUUAAACAGAGAUUAUGAGUAAAUCCUAGUAUGGUUCUAUUAGUGCAUUGCCAAUGCCAUUUGAUAUGCUAUAGACCUAAACCGUGAAAACAAAAUUAACUGCUAUGUGCUCAGUACAUUGUUAAGCAUGUUCUUUAGUAAAAGAAAAGGAUUGUGCCAGAGGGUCACAGUUAAACACACGCACCUGCAAAGUCAAGAUAGGCCUUAAAUGUGCCUCCUCAUCACAGAUGAAAAGUUCCUGCUGUUUCACGCAAUUCCACUUUGAACUGUUAAGUCUUUUCCAGGGUUCACCUGGCUGCUGCACUAAAAUAGCUGGUUAACAGUAAAUCCUGGCCGGUUCUUGGAGUCCCAGAAUGUCAUCACAAAGUUGUUACCGCAAAUAUAAGUGGGACUGGAGGAGCACUUUAAGAAAUAGCCGAUGCUAUCCUGGACUAAAGUACCUUCCCACUGGACCUCUCAGCUUGGUGCAGAUGAUCUGGGGAAAGUUUCAGUUUCAAAUAACUAAUUACAUCAGAACUGAUCAAGUACCUCUCUUUUUACAGCUAGUUAAUUCAAGCAGCAACAAAUAGACCACCAGUAUAGUUCCUGCCAGAUUGCUCUCAAGGAAACUAAGGGUGGGUAAUAAAUUAUAGCCCACCCGGUGAUGCUCACAUUCCAAAUUAACUUUAAAAAUUACAUUAAGCUCCUGCAUAAUUGAAUUAGCUUUAUUGUCUCAUGUAUUCAAAUUAGUGCAGUGAAAAGCUCAUAAGUUGCCACUUAUAAACCGCUGAGGGGCAGCACGGUAGCUCAGUGGUUAGCACCGCUGCCUCACAGCACCAGGAACUUGGAUUCAAUUCCCGACUCGAGCGACUGUCUGUGUGGAGUUUGCACGUUCUCCCCCAGCCUGUAUGGGUGCCCUCCAGGAGUUCCGGUUUCCUCCCACAAUCCAAAGAUGUGCAGGUCAGGUGAAUUGGCCAUGCUAAAUUGCCCAUAAUGUUAGGUGCAUUAGUCAGGAGUAAAUAUAAGGUAGGGGAAUAGGUCUGGGUGGGUUACUCUGCAGAGGGUCAGUGUGGACUUGUUGGACUGAAGGGCCUGAUUCUAUACUGUAGGGAAUCUAAUCGAACCUUACACUGCCAUCUUACUGCCAUCUUAGGUACAAAGGUAUUCCUUAGAAUAGAGAAUGAAGAAAAAACAGGCAGUUGGUGGGACAGAAAUGAAUUCACCAACUUAAACCUCAACAGUUGGACAUGGAGGGUCUGCAAAAAAGAUAAUAACUUUUUGUCACAUUACUGUAUUGCUGAUGUUGAUAUUUUUGCACUGCAUGUUUUUAUCCUAUUGUUCGCUUCUCCCCCGAAGGUGCUGACUACUUGAUGGUUUGGGUCAAUGGUACUGAGAAUCCUCCAAUAACUCAUCCCAAACUUCAUUUCUCUUAAUGAGUAUAGGCAGGUCAUUCAAUGGCAGGAAACAUCACAGCCAGCCAGUCUCUAUCCUUAUUUCUACAUAUAUAUACUUUUUCACAGAUAUCAGUGGACUGUAAUCAGGUUACGUGUGUUUCCUUGUUAUCAACUUUAGCCUACUUCCAACUCUUCCUCACUCACCCCUCUCCCAUCAUUCCAUCAUCCAACUUUCCCUCAUCUCCUUUUCUUUUCCCCUUUAACCAACACAGACCAGUAACUGAUGGUAUCUUUCAUUUUAGCUGGAAUUGCACAAAGUACAGCUUUUCCUUUGCUAAUACAAUGCAUAGCCUGAGAUCUUUCCACUUUGAGCAUGUUGCACAAGGUACAAAAUUACAGGGACAUUAUAUUGUAGAGUCUGAGAGACAGGAUAGAACGUUAUUAAUGUUGGCCCCUCUAACAUUGUGUGCCCCUUGUCUGAACUGGUAGCAAUUGAACUUCCCAGACACUCCUGAUUGGUCAGGCCAAGCUACUGAGUUAGUGAAUCCUUCACAUCAUCCUCCUUAUAGUGUAUAAGAGGCUGUUCCAUCAUAAUUGUGUCUCGCACUUUUUUGCUCACUGACAGAAGCAAUUCAGCUGGACCAACCAGUAGUAUAAACUGGAGAUCUGAAAGAAUGAACAUCAAUAACAUUGCCCACCCCAAACCCUUUUUGAAAUUUUUAAAGGUGUCCAGUUAGGUCCAGUCCACUAAUUAUUUCCACUUAGUUUCAACGCUUAUCUAAGUAGCACAAACUUCAAAGCAAAAACUAAACAUGGUAUUCAGAAAGAUUGUCUAAUGCAGUAUAUCCACAUGGAGCAAUGGUUGGAUGCAGGGUAUGUGGAUCAGAUGUGAAUUAUGGCUCCAAGCAACUUAUUUAAAGAAAAAAUUAUCUGGAAAAGAAAAUCUGAGAAGCAAAGACAUUUGCCCCACCUCACCUUCCAAUUUGAAAUUAAAAUUAGUCUGCAAUUUGUGACUUAUCUAAAUUAGAUGGAUUUCCAAAAUCAACCCAUAAUUUGGGAGACUGUAAACUAUAUAAAUUGUUUGCAAUAAGGAGAAUCUUGCAUACAAAUUGACGAAUACCAAGAUAUUCUGUGCCAAGAACAUUCACAGCUUCAACGUCAUCAUUGAUUCUUCUACAUCUUUGGACUUUGGCUUGAGCCUUGCAUAUUCACCUGCAAAAGUCUGAAGGAAAAUGUCAAACUCCUCCCAUCCCCAUCAAGAGUAUUAAUCAUGAAAAACUCAUGCUUACAAAAUCUCAUGUAAAUUCAGUUUCCUGAAUUUUCCCCUCUGACAAUUUAAUGGUUAAAUUUUAGUAAUAACCUAGAAUUCAUGCAAGAAUGAUUCUAAGUGGUCCCCCAUCUAUUGCCCUACACAUUGAAGAGCAACUACUAGUAAGCAAAUUAAAUUCAUUAGGACUGGGUACAUGAGAAGACCAAGAACUGACUUUCAAUCCAGCCUACAAAAAUGUAGGGAAUAUACUGUAUAAUAUGAUUUCUGUAUCACUGUCCAAGAAAGAAUGAAUAAUUUGAAAUUUUCCAAAGCUAAUCCUAAAUUAAACAUGAUCAGAGUAAUUGUACAGCUAUUAGCAUUAUUUGAGCUGUGAGA
This is a messenger RNA of Hemiscyllium ocellatum (epaulette shark), 5636 nucleotides long. RefSeq names its product sphingosine 1-phosphate receptor 1-like. Gene Ontology annotation, molecular function: sphingosine-1-phosphate receptor activity. The record is from RefSeq and is a predicted model, not a curated record. Gene Ontology annotation, cellular component: membrane. Gene Ontology annotation, biological process: G protein-coupled receptor signaling pathway. The coding region runs from base 625 to 1752 and encodes 375 amino acids. The transcript is spliced from 2 exons. Lineage: Eukaryota; Metazoa; Chordata; Chondrichthyes; Orectolobiformes; Hemiscylliidae.